Messenger RNA from Symbiodinium sp. CCMP2456, 1034 nucleotides. NCBI's taxonomy places the organism in Eukaryota, Dinophyceae, Suessiales, Symbiodiniaceae. The record is from the annotation of a GenBank genome assembly.
AUGGCUGAAAAGAAUGAUCCCUUUCGGGACCUGACAUUCAGUGGAGCGCCUUCGGACUACAGGUUAUUUCGGCGAAAGAUUUUGCUGAAUGUGGCUUCUCUUGAGGAGAAGCAUGUGAGGCUGGCAGGACCCAAGAUCCUGACACGCCUAACAGGCGAGGCCUGGCGAGCCACUGAGCACCUCUCGAUUUCAGAGCUGCGCUCGGAGGAUGGCUGGCUACUCGUGCUGAAGGCCUUGGACAACCACUACAAGUACUUGCCCGAGACCGAGCUGAACGAGUGCGUGGACGAGUUCUUGUUCCACUUGAAGAGGCGGUCGGGAGAAGGCCCGACAGCUUUUGUGUCUCGCUUCAAGUCUGUGCUGAGCCGGCUGGAGACCUUGAUCGCGGCGGAGAAGUCAGAACGCGGAUCCGCCAAGAGGAAGCGAGGACGUCAGCCAGAGCCGGCGUCUACUGGAAGCGAGAGAGAUGAUGACACGAGCGGUGGCUCGGAGGAGCCACAACUUACCAAGGAGAAGGUGGAGAAGGCCGCAGCUGAGGAGGCAGCCCAGGCUUCCGACUCCAAGGGCCCGAAGACCGUCGGUAGCUUCGUUGGGGAAAGGUCACCGAAGCGCGGCCCACCUUCUUCAGGCAGUCGUGGAACCUACAAGGGCGAUGACGACAAAGCUCAGCGGAAGAUGCUGGAGAGUCUCGGACGACUUGAAGUAGGCCACCUGAAGCUGAAGCCUGUCUUCCCGGAGGUGAUUCUCGGACACCUCUUUAUGAGGAAGUAUGGGCUGAACAGGGAGCAGAGGAGCCAGGUCAUACGCUCGACGGGCGGUUCCUGUAAGUUCCGAGACAUCGAGCGGGUUAUCCGUGCGUCCGACUACGAGGACCGAAAUGAUGGAGGGUCCCGUGGGACCCAGCACCGGCCGGGCCGGGCAUCUGGAGCGGUGAUGGCUGCAGAAGAAGACAGCAGUCUGAGCGAGCCGUCGAUGUCUGAUCAGGACGCGGAUGCCUACGAAGCCGAGGCCUACGAAGGCAGUGAGGACGAGGA